CCCUCUCCCUUUCUCAAUGCGCCGCGCUCCUCCUGCGGGCCGCUCUGGCCCCGUCGUCUCGCUGCGCCUCAUCGGUCCCGGGCUGCGCCUCUCUAUGGGCCGCGGGGGCAGCGGAGUUGGCGGCAGGCUGGAUUAUGGCAUUCCCUUCACCUUUUGGACUGUGCUGACUGAGCAGCCUCCGAAUUGCGGGGAGAUCCAAACCCCAUCAUGGACUCCUUAUUGGACAGCUGCCUGAGGUUGCUGGUAACCCUGCUUUUAGCCCUGUUUGGGAUCCGCUGGGCCAGCGGUGGUGACUGUAAGGGGCACCGCCAGGUCCUGCGCAGUGCAUCAGGGUAUGUGACAGAUGGGCCUGGCAACUAUUCUGUCAACGGCAACUGCGAGUGGCUAGUGGAAGCUCCCAGCAGCAGCUACCGCAUCCUCUUGACGUUCAUGUUCAUGGACACCGAAUGCACCUAUGACUACCUAUUCAUUUACGAUGGAGAUUCUCCCAGCAGCCCUUUGCUGGCCAGCCUCAGCGGCAGCACCCUACCCCCCACCAUCGAGGCCACCUCUGGCAAGAUGCUGCUGCACCUAUUCAGUGACGCCAACUACAACCUCCUGGGCUUCAACGCCACCUACACAGUCUCGCUGUGCCCAAUGGGCUGCUCGGGCCACGGGAUCUGCGACAACGACGGCCGCUGCACAUGCUUCCAAGGUUGGGGCGGCGAGGGCUGCUCCAUGCCUGACUGCGUCACCUACUGCCAGAGCCAUGGCAGCUGCAGCCAGGGCUCAGAUCAUUGCCGGUGCGAACCUGGCUUUGUGGGCCGGGCCUGUGACUUAGCCCUGAGUGAGAACCAAGGAGCCGGCAAGUGGUACAACGUGAGCGCCCGGGAUCCUAGUUUCCGGCCCCGCACAGCAGCGGCUGGUGCCUUCUUGCCCUCCACUGGAGGACUGUACAUCUUUGGAGGUUUGGAUCUGAACACGGCUUUGGGGGACCUUGUCUUCUACAACUUCACCACUAACAUCUGGCAUCGGCGAGUGCUCAGCCCCUCCCCGUCGGCCCGCCACUCCCACGUGGCUGUGGCAUGGGAGGGCUUCCUGGUCCUCUUUGGGGGCAAGCUGGCCAGCGGCUUUCUUACAAACGACGUCUGGAUGUACCUGCCCUGGGAAGGCCGUUGGCAGGAGCUUGUGCCCCUCAACACCACCUGGUUUCCUCCACCUCCUGGGCUGGCCGGCCACGCCUCUGCCGUGGUGGAUGAAUGGCUUUACAUAUUUGGAGGCCGCACCUCGGUGGAUGUCUUUUCCUCACAGAUGUACCGCUUCCAUCUGAGGAUGUGGCGCUGGGAGUUGGUGGUGCCCUCAGGUGGCAAGGCUCCCGCAGCCGCAGGCCACUCCAUGGUGUUCCACGCAGCCUCCCGCACUCUCCUGGUUUACGGCGGGCACCGGCCCUCAACUGCUCGCUUCAGCGUGCGAGUAAACACCACCGACCUCUUCCAUGUGGACCUGCGCUAUUGGAGCACGUUGCGUGCGAAGGACUCGCACCGGGGACCUCGAGAGCGGGCCUUUCACUCUGCCACAGUCAUUGGCAACUACAUGGUUGUGUAUGGUGGCAACGUCCACAUCCACUACCACGAGGAGAAAUGUUACGAGGACGAAAUCUUCUUCUACCACCUGGGCUGCCAUCAGUGGGUCUCCAGUCAUGAUUUGGCACCUCCACUCUCCCACGAACACGAGGCCAAGACUCAGGCCCAGGCGCGAGGCCGCUACUCCCAUGUGGCCGCAGUCAUGAAUGGGAACGUGCUGGUUGUGGCUGGCGGCUACAGCGGGGUGCCACGGGGAGACCUCCUGGCGUACAAGGUGCCCACUUUUGUCUUCCAGGUGCCUUCUCAGAUGUACCACUUGGACUACUGCUCCAUUUACACUGAAAAAGCCACGUGUGCCAAGGACCCAGAAUGUGCCUGGUGUAUGAGAGGCUGCCAGAGUACCCAGCCCCACAGCACUUGCCCCAAUACUGGCUGCCUAGGCUUGGCCCGCCUCUUAGUUGACUGCCAGUCAUGCCUGGCUUUUGGCGGCACCAACGCUUCUCUGCCUCGUGCCCCGGGACCCUUUGGCUGGUGUGUGCAGAACGAGACCUGCAUGCCUCUCUCAGAGCAGGGCAGGUGCCAGGUGGGGAAAAUCUCUGGGACAUAUGGCUGGUGGGGUCCUCAGCCCUUCUUUGUCACUUCCUUGGCACAAUGUCAGCAUGAAAACUUCCUCCCCGGCCUUCACCUCAUCACCUACCAGCAGCCACGCAACGAUUCCCAGCCUGAUAAGGUCUCCAUUGUCCGCAGCACCACGAUCACCCUCAACCCCAGCACGGAGAUGGACGUCUCCCUGGUCUACAAGGGCUUCAUUCACCCGCUGGUCAGCAGCUCCGGACCUGCUGAAGACAUCUCAAUCUGGGCACGCAUCCAGCGACUCUUCGUGAUUGCCAAGCUGGCCCGGGCCCCUGGCGCGUCUGAGCUGGAGGAGGUGGGCCGCUGGGCAGUGCAGCAGGAGAAAGAGAAGCGGCUACUGCAGCGCCCUGGGGCCGAGCGCCUCUUCCCCAGCACCGAGAGGGGCAAUAAGUACACCGUCCUGGUCGAAGGCCACCUCAACAACUCCGGCAACGGGCAGACGAGCGAGCUGACCCUCACCUGGGAUCGCACAGGAGUGCCCGGGGGCAGUGAGAUCUCUUACUUCUUCCUGGAGCCUUUUCGCUCAGAGCUGUGUGCCACUUACCGCUCCUGCCUGGCUUGCCUGGCCGACCAGGGUUGCGGCUGGUGCCCAGUCAGUGCCACCUGCCACCGCCGGCUGGCGCAUAAGGACGAUGCCGGAGGCUGCGGCGCUGGGAGCGUGCGCCUCAUCCUGGCCCCCAGCAACUGCAUCCUGUGCGAGGACUACCGAGACUGCCACGCUUGCAGCAAGGACCCGUUCUGCGAGUGGCAAGUGAACAGCAGCAAGAAGGGGGACUUCCUCUGCAGCCGCCGGGGCCGCCUCCCCAGUGCAAUCCGCUCUCCGAAGGACUGCCCCAAACUCUGCAACCAGCGCAAUACCUGCUCCGAGUGCCUCUCCAACUCCAGCCAGUGUGCUUGGUGCCAGUCCACACGUAGCUGCUUCUUCUUCGCUGCCUACCUGGCCAAAUACCCCUAUGGAGACUGCCGUGGUUGGUAUGACAGCGUGCAUUCUGUGCCCCAGUGCCUGGACUGCACCCGGUUCAACACCUGCCGGGAAUGCCUGCAGAACUUUGAAUGCGGUUGGUGCGGCAACUCGGACAACCCCACCUUGGGCAGGUGCCUCCCCGGGGAUUUCUCAGGCCUGAACACCUUUCUGAACUGCUCAGUGGCACUCUGGGAAUCUCAUGGGCUGCUUCCCACCCACCCAGCCCAGUGGUCCUACGGGCAGUGCCCAGAUGUGGACGAGUGCCGACUGGGCCUGGCUAACUGCCAUCCCUUUGCCAGCUGCAAGAACACACCUGACUCCUUUGAAUGCCACUGCAACCGAGGCUAUGCGGGGGACGGGGUGGCGUACUGCAACCAGACCUGCUAUGACGAAUGCGCACACGGCGAAUGCAGCGGGGGCCCCAACUUCACCUGCGUUUGCGACUUGGGCUGGACCUCCGAGACUAUCAUGGGAGCCACCCCUCCACCAAGUGGGGUGCAGUGCAAUGUGGACUGUGGCUGCCACUUCCACAGCAGCUGUGGGCUCAGCGGGCCCGGCGUUUGCGACGAAUGCCAGAACUGGACCCAUGGCGAGCGCUGCCACCUUUGCCGGCCUGGCAGCUACGGGAACGCCACAAAUCAGAGUGGCUGCCAGGAGUGUGCCUGCAAUGGGCAUGGCCUGGAGGAGAUGGGGUAUUGCCACGGGGCCACAGGAGCCUGUUACUGCGCCCCACCCACGGAAGGGCUUCACUGUGAGCGCUGUGCCCCCGGCUACUACGGGGACCCCAGAAACGAGGGCGUUUGCUACCAGGAGUGCGUGGGGCGCUCCUUGCUUGCCAACCUCUCUUCCUCUUCGUCGUUGAGCUCUCAGCGGGCUGGGGGCCCCCCGCAGGGCGGGCUCUCCUACUGCGUCUGGGUCUUGUCGACCACUGAGGACAUGCAGCCCUGUCGGCCUGAGCAGAUCUGCCCUACAAUCACGCUCACUAUUCAACCUGAUACCCUCUGUAUGAAUAACUAUGUCUAUGCCUUUGACGGACUUCCUGACUUCCUGGACACGGGCCUGAUCCAAUUGGAUCGCACUCUCAUUGGGGCUUUCUGUGGCCAGGGCCGUCCACGUCCCAUCACUGUGGAGGCCGUAUCAGGCCUCCUGGUCAUCUACUACGAGGCCAACUCCACCGAGGCUUCGGGCUUCAACGCUACCUACACGGUGCACCGCUGCCGCCCCAGCUGCCACCCCAACCAGGAGUGCCAGGAGGGGAGCUGCAUCUGCAGAAGCGGCUACACGGGGCCCAGCUGCCAGUUUCAGAUCUGCCCGGGCAACUGCAGUGCUUACGUGGGGCAGGGGGUUUGCAACAGGAGCCUGGGUCUGUGUGUUUGUAGCGAUCAGUUUGCCGGCAAAGAUUGUUCCAUCCCUCUAGAUGCUGGCAAGAUCAUUUGGGAGACCUUGAUCGACACCCAGCUGACAGCUGACACAGCCAGCCGGUUUCUUCACCGCCUGGGCCACACCAUGGUGGAGGGGCCGGACACCACGCUUUGGAUGUUUGGGGGCAUGUCGCUGCGAGAGGGGAUGCUGGGAAACGUGUACAGGUACUCCAUUGCCGAGCGCCGCUGGACCCAGAUGCUGGCAGGGACGGAGGACAGAGGCCCAGGGCCCAACCCUCGUUACUUUCACGCGGCUGCCUACAUCCCCUCCUGCAAGGCAAUGUAUGUGCUUGGUGGACUGACAACCGACGGCGUGGCCAACGACUUCUGGCUGCUCAACCUCACAACUUUGCAAUGGAGGCUUGUGCAGGACCCUCUCAUCCCAGCCGUGGCUGGUCACACACUCACGGCUCGGCGUGGCUCUUCCUUGCUCCUCAUCGGCGGCUACUCCCCUGAGAACGGCUUCAACAAGAAACUGCUGGAAUAUAACGUCGUGUCGGAGAGCUGGCGUGCUGGGAGCCAGGCUGGAACGCCCCCUACAGGCCUGUACGGACACUCAGCUGUGUACCACGAGGGCACGGAUGCCAUCUAUGUCUUUGGCGGCCAUCGCUUCCACGUGGAGAUGGUUUCUGCUUCCCCUGAGCUCUACAGCCUUUAUUAUCCCAACCUGACCUGGAGCUUGCUGGCUCCAUCUCAGGGGCCAAAGCCGCUGGCUCAUUUCUUCCACGUUGCAGCAGUACUGAAGGACACCAUGGUGGUGAUCGGAGGGCGCACAGAACGCGAGAAUUUCACCAACCACCUUUUCUUCUACCAGCUAAACUGCAACACCUGGAUCCUACCCAACAGCACAGCAGAAGCAGUCGUGGGAGAGCCCAUCAUGGAGUCCAUUGCCCACGCCGUGGCCGCUGUUGGAGGGCGCAUCUACCUCUCCGGGGGCUUCAACGGGGUGGCGUUGGGGUGUAUGGUGGCUCUCUCUGUGCCCUCCGACCCUUGCCUCAUCUUCAGCAGUCCAGAAGCCUGCAACAGGUCUAACGCCAGCUGCACCUGGUGCCACGCCAGCUGCCUCUCUGCGGAUGCUGCUGAGAGGCAGGGAUGUUCGGGUGGGACCUCCUGCUUCCCUACCCCAAGGUCCGCAGAUGAGUGCCGCCGGCUGAGGACCUGCAGCGAGUGCCUUGCCCAGCACCCACGUGCCAUGGCCCACAGCCUGGGCAUUCCAGCCUUACCCCAGUGCAAGUGGUGCACCAAUUGCCCCGAGGGCGCCUGCAUUGGCAGCACCGGCAGCUGCACCUCGGAGAACGACUGUCGCAUUAACCAGCGCGAGAUCUUCGUCGCCAGCAACUGUUCGGAGAUCUCGUGCGAGGCCUCCGACUGCGCCAAGUGCACGGCUUCUGGGAAGUGCAUGUGGACGCGGCAGUUCAAGCGCACAGGGGAGACGAGGCGUAUCCUGAGCGUGCAGCCCACCUACGACUGGACCUGCUUCAGCCACUCUCUCCUCAACGUGUCCCCCAUGCCAGUGGAAUCAUCGCCUCCGCUGGCCUGCCCCACGCCGUGCCACAACCAUAGCAUCUGUGGGGAGUGCCUGAGCUCCAAGGGGGCCGACGGGGGCUGGCAGCAGUGUGUCUGGAGUGUCAGCUUGCAGCAGUGCAUGAGCCCCACGUACCUGCCCAUGCGUUGCGCAGCUGGGAUGUGCGGCCGAGUGCUGAGUGGGGCCGAGAGCUGCACCCCGUCCUGCUCCCGUUUCCAGCAGUGCGCCCUCUGCAUCCAGCAGCCCCGGUGCGGCUGGUGCGGCCUCCGUGGCGAGAACGGCAAAGGGCGGUGCAUGGAGGGAGGGAGGAGCGGUCCUCACCACGGAUUGGUUGAGUCAUGUGGCCUGAAAGCAGACUGGGCCUUCAUGGCAUGCCCUCCUGAGAACGAGUGCCUGAACGGGCACCACGACUGCAACGAGACCCAGAACUGCAACGACCUGCCCCACGGCUACAAGUGCACCUGCAAGAACGGCUACACGCUGGACAACGUGACGGGGCUGUGCAAGCCGGUGUGUGAGCAGGGCUGCGUGAACGGGACCUGCGUGGAGCCCAACGCCUGCCAGUGCCACUUUGGCUAUGUGGGGCAGAACUGCUCCGUGGAGUGUCAGUGCAACAAGCACAGCAACUGCCAGGGGGUGGAGGCCCAGGACCAGUGUUUGCAGUGCUUCAACAACACCAUGGGGCAGCACUGUGAAAAAUGCCAGCCACUCUUUGUGGGGUCAGCGCUGAGUGGCGGCUCCUGUCGCCCAUGCAACACUUUCUGCCGGGGAAACAGCAACGUGUGCAUCACACGAGAGGAGUACGAGAGAGCACGCCGGGAUCCUGCCCGCUUCCCACUGGAGCCGGCCUUGAUCCCCAAAUGGGUGGCAGAAGGGCCAGCUGAGGACGCCGCCGUGUGCGUGAACUGUCAGAACAACAGCUUUGGGGAGAAAUGCGAGAGCUGCCUGCACGGCUACUUCCUGCUGGAGGGGAAGUGCACCAAGUGCCAGUGCAACGGCCACGCUGACUCGUGUAAUGAGCUGGAUGGGACCGGCUGCCCCUGCCAGAACAACACGGAGACGGGAGGCUGCCAGAACAGUGCCCAGUCAGACAAAAAGGACUGCUAUAAGCAACAGUGCGCCAAGUGCCGUGAGUUUUUCCAUGGCAACCCAGUGGGCGGCCACCAGUGCUACCGGCUGAUCAUUGUGGACCAAGAGAGCUGCUUUGACCCUACGUCGCAGCUCAACUGCUUCCAUGAACCCAACAUCAAGAACCUGCUGCUCGGCCGCUCUGUCUUCUUCGGCGUCCAGCCCAAGUUCACCAACGUUGACAUCCGCAUCACCAUCGAUGUGACCUUUGGCGGGGUGGAUGUCUACAUCUCCACCUCCUAUGAGAUGUUUGUGGUGGACGUGGACCGGGCCACGGGCUUCCACUCGGUGCGUGUCGUGCCGCCGGGGGAAGAAGCGGGUGGGCGCAGCGGCCUCGGCAACGGGAGCCAGCCCUCUCCAGCCGUGCGAGAAGCGCAGACCCACGGGCUCAUCACCUACAUCACUGUGCGGGAGCAGCAAGCGGUUCUGGUUGUGCGAGCUGUCCGCGACCGAGUGGUCAUCACCUACCCGCACGAGAUCCACGCCCUGAAAUCCAGCCGUUUCUACGUCAUCCUACUGGGCAUCGGGGGCACCAGCCCCAACGUCACUGAGUCCCAGGGGCUGCUCUUCUUCCGCCAAGACCAGGCCCACAUCGACCUCUUCGUCUUCUUCUCCGUCUUUUUCUCCUGCUUCUUCCUCUUCCUCUCCGUCUGUGUCCUGCUCUGGAAGGUCAAGCAGUUCCUGGACCUGAGGCAUGAGCAGCGGCGACACCUGCAGGAGAUGACCAAGAUGGCCAGCCGACCUUUUGCUAAAGUGACCAUCUAUUUUGAGCCAGAUGCGCUGGGGGCUGCGGCCGAGCUGGUCUUCCUCCCCGCGCGCCCCCACAAGCACCCGGCGCUGGCCGCUGCCCAGCCCAGCCGGCUGAAGCCAUACCACGAGGUGCCCUACCCUGUGGCCCACUUCCGGCGCUCCGAGCCCUUCCUCUCCCACCUGAUGGGCUACUCAUACUCCAGCUUUCGGGUGGGACCCAUCACCCUGGAGCCGACGGACGAUGGGAUGGCCGGGGUGGCCACGGUCCUCUUCCAGCUGCCUGGAGGACUGCAGGCCCCCAACCGUGCCUGCCUGGGCUCUGCCCUUGUCACCCUGCGCCACAAUCUCCAGGACUACUGCAGCAGCAGCCACGGAGUCAGCAGCUCCCGCAAAGGACUCCUCAGCCACGAGAACCUCACGAGCAUGUCCCUCUGAGCUGCCGGGGGAGCCCUGCCAGGCUUCGGAAGGGGAGUUGUUGCUUGUGCCGCCCACUCUUCGCCUCAGGGAGGUGGCCUAGAAGGGGUGCACAGGAGAAGCACCUUUGAGGGUGAAAGGCAAGGAAAGCAUCUCCAGUUAUCAUGUCAUGGAACACAGACGUUGACACCAGAGGGCGCUGCUGUACUCCUGCAGCUCCAAAGUGUUGGUGUAGGAAGGGAGGGGUCCUCUCUAGCGCCAGCUCCCUCCCCGUCUUCCUUGCGCAGCUGCACAGGAGGGAGUGGCCAGCAAGUGGCUACCAGCCCAAUUCUUCUUUUGCAUUAAAAGUCAGGGACAGGUUUGUCGGAAGGAAACUCCAUGUGUUUGUUUGCAGAGGGGAUUUGACAUCCCCUCUCUGAUUUUUCUCAGUGUCGUUUUCCUUUUUGUGUGUUCUAACCCCUUCCCGCCCACCUACUUUUGUUACAGGCCUUUGGCCACCACUGCCUGCCCACCCACCCCACCCCCCCUGCACACAGACACCAAAAGCCCUCAGAAGGUAAUAGAGUUUCCCUGACACUGUUGCCUUCCUUGGCAAAAUAGCUGAGCUGGAGGCGGUUUUGUGGGGUCGACACAAUCAAGUGCUGAAUGGGCCGUUGCCAAACCUGGUGCCAUCUGGAUGUUGUUGGACUACAACUCCCAUCAGCCCCCAGCCUGCACUCCAGGUUGCUGAAGAGAUGGCGUAUAGAAGCUUUUCAUGUAUUGUACCACUUCAGACUAUUGGGGGGGGGAGUUGGGGUUAAGGUUUGAGAAACACUCACUGUAACUACAAUGCUAGGGCACCAAGGAGAAGGGCUUGUGCCAAGCCUUUUUGCACGUGUCACGCGGCUUCAAAUGGCACAGCCUAGGAAAAGCUUUAGCCCCUUGAUUCCUGCAUUGCAGGGGGUUGGACUAGAUGAGCCUUGGGUUCCCUUCCAACUCUACAAUUCUGUGACUGAAGUCAACUGGCCCUUCCGUUUUGCUCAGCAUUUUGAGAACCGCAGCUUCACUUCCCAGGGAUGUUUCAUCACAGUACUGAGUCAACUGCCUUUUGUGUAUGCAGCUCCUGGACCCAACCCCUGGAAGCUGAAGAAUCGAGAUCCUUUGCUGCCAAACCGAUUGCAGGAGGAGAGCUGUAACCCCCCCCCCCCAUUUAUUUACAACGCCAGCAACUUCCUAUGUGCACACAGGGGAGAGAAGGUGAUGUGGCUCUUCCCCCCCCCACACACACACACUGGAAAAGAUGGUUGUGACUGUCCUUAGUGAAGCAACACCUGAAGUCCAAUGAGAGCCACAAGCCACGACAGUCCAAAGCUUGCAGUUCUCCUAUGCCUGCGCUUCACCAGUCAGCUGGAAACCAACUUGGCAGCACUUUGCAAUUCAGAUGCAAAGCUUUCUUGAGUGGUUUGGUUCAGUUCAUUCCAGGCACCUGAGCCCCACAGCACCCCCAACGCAGUAGGGAACGGGGCCAACCAGCAAGGGGGUUCCAGAGCGUCCAGCUCAGGAUGAGACUAACAACAUGGGCUCUUCAGCUCUCGUGCCAUCUGGCACAGAGCGCAGGGGCAGCAGCAGCAGAAAGCACACCAAUCGCAGCACACGCAGCCCUGUGGAAGAGGAGAGGACCAUCAGUCGGGGGAAGCCUUGUCUUCGUUCCUCCCUCCAAGCGCCUCCCCACUGCCCCCAGAUUAAAGACUGAAAAUAGCCUGUGUAGAUUGCCUGCUUUAAACCCAAUCUAACAGUCAUUCCAUCUUUUGUUCCGUAGAGGGGUUUUCGGCAGAAUUCUCAGCACCUUCCUCAAACCAGUUCCGACAAAUAGCAGGGAUGGCAUGAUGGGAACUGUCUACUGAUAGGAUGUGCUCUCAAGAUGAGGCCCCCUGGAUCUGCAUAGCAGCCUGCGUCUCCCCCAAACUCUGUCCUCUGGCCAAACUGCACCAAUCCGGCAACCUUUCCCUUUUCUCCCCAUUGGACUUUUGUAUGUCGCGGUCAAGAGGAAGAGCUGCGAGCUUACAUCUGACCAGUGGCAAGGGCUCAUUCCUUGACUCCACCAGACGACAGGCUGCAGCCCAACAAAGAAAGUGGGCUGCUGCAACAGCUGCUGUGGUGGGAGAGAGCUCUGGCGUCCAUCGUGCGAAAGGCUGCAGAGCUUGGAUCAUUGUCUCCUUGCCUGCCUGCA
This is a messenger RNA of Zootoca vivipara (common lizard), 10606 nucleotides long. RefSeq names its product multiple EGF like domains 8 (gene MEGF8). NCBI's taxonomy places the organism in Eukaryota, Metazoa, Chordata, Lepidosauria, Squamata, Lacertidae. The record is from RefSeq and is a predicted model, not a curated record. Gene Ontology annotation, molecular function: calcium ion binding; protein binding.